ACCGAACCUGAUGAACCAGGCGGUUCCAAACGAAACUCCCGUCUGAAUCCAGCACAACGUCGCAAUGGACGGCGAGAUCCCCCUCCCCCGCCGCGGCGAAUCCGGCACCGCUCCCCUGCGCACGCGGUGAACCCCUCAGCAUCAGGCGCAGCUCCGACCCCUGCAAUCACCUCGUUUCACAGAUCGCGGCGCCUAACUCGCUUCGACGAUCGCUCUAGCCAGCCAUCCAGUGAUCCUGCGCUCUUUUCCAGCGACGAUAUCCCCGCCUCCGGCUUGGAGAACUAUCAUGCGCCUGUAUCUGGCGCGGGCCGGAAACGCCGGUAUCGUGGGACCUGGUGGGGAGAACAGGUGAUUGACCCUAAGCGCAAGCGUGGGCAAUUCAAGGAGAAAAGACAUGUCGAUAGUGGUGUCUGGAUGGGGAGUGACGAGUCUGCCGCGGAGUCACUCUUGCCGUCCGAGGAUGGUUCGGCGUGGGAAGAGGAUUUGCGCAAAGCUGUGCUUGAUCCUAGGAAGCCGGGGAACUCGACCCCUUUCCUGAUCGGGACCCAGAAUGCUCCUGCGCAGAUGAAAGGUGUGAUCAUGGGAUCUGAGGAAUCGAAGGAGCAGCGAUUUGCGAGGGAGGUUGUUAAUGAUUGCCUUGACAAAGGACAGGACAGCAUUGAUCUUGGCGACUUUCAUCUGAAAACCAUACCUUCUGGCCUACUGCGACCUCUGCAGCAUCUAACGAAGCUCCCUUCUGUCAGGGAAGCACCUGUCUCUGAAAAUGUCUUUACCUCUUUGCAGCCAUUCCUUCGAAUUUUCCUUCCCAACAACUCCCUUUCAACCUUGCACAACGACCUCUUUGAACUUAGCAAUCUCAAAGUCCUUAGCUUGCGGAACAACAAGCUGACCGAACUUCCGUCUACUAUCCGCCGAUUGACAGCUCUCCAAGUUCUGAAUCUCUCAGUCAACAGAUUAACCUAUCUUCCAUGGGAGCUUCUCAAGCUCAUGCAAGAAGGCGAACUGAAGCACCUGACCGUACGACCGAACUCAUUCCUCCCAAUCGAGGAGGCCCAAAUUGCAGAAUGGCACCACAGCGCCAAGAACAAGCGCACAGAAGAGACAGACGAAGAAUAUUUAUCUAGCCAGCUCAAAUUCAAUUACGACGAGUCUUCAACAAGCUCCGAGCCCUUGUGGAACUCAAUCCACGUCGCCACUGGCCCAACAACCUUCCUAAACAUGGAAGGAAACCCACUCAUGGGAUCAACAAUCCGACACUCGAACGUCGCUCCAUCUCUUCGCGAAAUUUCCCUGCGUGCCGUGAGCCAGCUCCCCUACCUCGAGCAAGCCACAGACGAAGAACUAGCCGAGUACCCAGCCCUCCUUGUCCCCCUUCUCCGCCAAGCAAGAGAAGUGCGCGCAGCAGGCGGACAGCCCUGCUCCAUCUGCGAGCGUGAGUUCGUCAUCCCCCGCGCAGAAUGGCUGGAAUGGUGGGACAUCACACCGUGUGAGAACGGCAUGAAACUGCCACGUCAUUCUGGCGAGAAACUUCGGCCCCUGCCAUUCCGUCGGCUUGGGUGUAGUUUGUCUUGUGUUCCCGGAGCACCGUAA
Penicillium nucicola is the source of this 1590-nucleotide messenger RNA. RefSeq names its product leucine-rich repeat domain-containing protein. The annotation marks the transcript as partial. Gene Ontology annotation, molecular function: protein binding. NCBI's taxonomy places the organism in Eukaryota, Fungi, Ascomycota, Eurotiomycetes, Eurotiales, Aspergillaceae. The transcript is spliced from 2 exons. The record is from RefSeq and is a predicted model, not a curated record.